AUGAGCGGCCCCUACCCGGAGCCCGAGGGCUGCGCCGAGCGCCCCGACUGCAAGAGCAAGUCGCCCACGCUGCUCUCCUCCUACUGCAUCGACAGCAUCCUGGGCCGCCGCAGCCCCUGCAAGGUGCGGCUGCUGGGCGCCGCGCCCGCCCUGCCGCCCCUGCCCGCACGCCCCGCCGACGACGCGGCCGCGCAAGCCGCCGCGGCCGGCGCCGCCGAGGGCGGCGAGCUGUCGCCCAAGGAGGAGCUGCUGCUGCACGCCGAGGACGGCGAGGGCAAGGACGGCGAGGAGAGCGUGUGCCUCUCGGCCGGCAGCGACUCCGAGGAGGGGCUGCUCAAGAGGAAGCAGCGCCGCUAUCGCACCACGUUCACCAGCUACCAGCUGGAGGAGCUGGAGAGGGCCUUCCAGAAAACGCACUACCCCGACGUCUUCACCAGGGAGGAGCUGGCCAUGAGGCUCGACCUGACCGAGGCCCGAGUGCAGACCAACUUGGGUUCAUAG
Messenger RNA from Nothoprocta perdicaria, 501 nucleotides. RefSeq names its product aristaless related homeobox (gene ARX). Lineage: Eukaryota; Metazoa; Chordata; Aves; Tinamiformes; Tinamidae. The record is from RefSeq and is a predicted model, not a curated record. The transcript is spliced from 4 exons. Gene Ontology annotation, molecular function: RNA polymerase II transcription regulatory region sequence-specific DNA binding; DNA-binding transcription factor activity, RNA polymerase II-specific. Gene Ontology annotation, biological process: regulation of transcription by RNA polymerase II. The coding region runs from base 1 to 501 and encodes 166 amino acids.